AAUUUUUGCGUGGCGUCAGUAUAUAUAUACAUGCAAGUGCUGGUGUGAGGCGCCCACAAGCACGCUUAACUCUGAGAGACAAGCAAGCCCAGAACAGACAGCCGCAGUCAUGAAGGUGUUUAUUGUUCUAGCUGUUGCAGUGCUGUCUGGUUGCCAUGCUAACCUCUUCUACGCUGACGCACCUAAGCCGCAGCUGGAAGUGCUCACAGAUGCAUUCUGGGAUUACAUUGCCAAGGCUACCCAAACCGCUGAUGACACCGUGCAGAUGAUCAGGAAGUCCCAGUUUGGACAGGAAGUCAAUGCCCGCCUGGCAGACAGUACCGACAUAGCCAGCAAAUACGCGUACACCCUGCAGGAGCAGCUUCCCCCUGCAGCACAAGACCUGAUGACCAAGAUCACAGCCGAGGCGGACGUGCUGAGGAAUGUGCUCACCCAGGAGCUGAGCACCGUCAGGGAAAAGCUGGAGCCCUACACCGAGGACAUGAAGACCCAGAUCCAGCAGAGAGUGGAGCAGCUAAAACAGGAGCUUGCCCCCUACGCAGAGUCCGUGGACUCCGAGGCCCUGAAGAUCACCCUGAUGCAGAAGAGUGAGGAGCUGAAGACCAACCUGGAGCAGAGUGUGAAGGAUCUGCAGGCUCAGCUGGGGCCUUACACCGAUGACCUGAAGCUGAAGGUGGACCAGCACCUGCAGGACUUCCAGGACAGUGUGGCCCCCAUGACUGAGAAGGUCCAGGUUGAGCUGAGUCAAAGAGCUAAUGUGGUGAAGCAGAUGGUGGCCCCCUAUGCUGAGGACCUGAGGGAAAAGCUGGACCCCUACGCCCAGGACCUCCGGGCCCAGCUCAUGUCCCUCUAUCAAUCCUUUGUCAAAGGCAACUAGGUUUGCUCCAUAUUUAUCAAGAUGCUGGCCUUGUUUGGUCUGUUUAAAGCAUUCAAAGAUUCAAAUUUCCCUGUGAACAGAAUUAAACUAAUAUUUAUUACUAGUUGCAAAGUAAACCUCUGCACUUGGCAAAUAUGUAAAUACUAAGUUUUUAUUGUGUGUUGUGAACUUGGAGACUGUAAUGUAAUUUGUCAUUUCUUAAAAAUUGACAAGAAAAUAAAUUAAGAAGAAUUUAGAAAAUAUGCAUUUUUAUUGG
This is a messenger RNA of Pungitius pungitius (ninespine stickleback), 1133 nucleotides long. RefSeq names its product apolipoprotein A-IV-like. The record is from RefSeq and is a predicted model, not a curated record. The coding region runs from base 110 to 877 and encodes 255 amino acids. Gene Ontology annotation, biological process: reverse cholesterol transport; cholesterol homeostasis; very-low-density lipoprotein particle remodeling. The transcript is spliced from 4 exons. Gene Ontology annotation, cellular component: extracellular region; chylomicron; high-density lipoprotein particle. Gene Ontology annotation, molecular function: phospholipid binding; phosphatidylcholine-sterol O-acyltransferase activator activity. Lineage: Eukaryota; Metazoa; Chordata; Actinopteri; Perciformes; Gasterosteidae.